GGGAAGUUGGGUGAAGGGCGCUGCUCCCGCCGAGGAGGAGGAGGAAGAGAAGGAGGAGGAGGAGGAGGAGGAACUGGAGGCGGCGGCGGAGGCAGUGGCGGCUGGGCGCGGGCCGCGCAGCUCAGGUGUCUAUUCCGCGUUCUGGUCUGGAUUUGGUUCUCUGUGUCUAGCGAGAAGGGGACUGCCUACACCUCGCCGGAUUCCUGGCCGAAGCGCGGAGCGGACUUUUACCGGAGGCGGGGUCUGUCAGUCCCGGCGGCCGACCGACUGACCGACGCCGGGGAGAGAGGGCGGCGGCCUCUGCGGAGGCGGGUCCCGAACUCCGGCGGCGGAGCAGCGCUGCGUUGGGGGCGAGCAUGAGUCCCCGGGGACCGAAAGGGGGCUGCAGGGGCUGACCCUGCGCGGGGAGCGGCCUGGCCCAGCCAUCUUGACUGCGCACCGCGGCCCGAAAGGAAACUUGGUUUGCCGCCGCCCUCUGUGCCCGGCAAAGUCACCGCACCGUUCCCGGCGCCGCGCGGAGAAGUGGCCGGGCGCGCGGGCGAGAAAGCGAGCGAGAGAGGGACGAUGGGCCGGGGGCCAGCCACUGUACUGCGAGAGGGCUGAGUUCGACCAGGGGUCAUCAGGGCAGACUCUCGGGGACUGCGGUGCACGCCUGCGGCCACCCUCACCGCCGCUGCCCAGGCUUUGGGCCGCACGGUGCGGACGCGUCCCGAGAGGGGACUAGGUUAUCUGCAGGACCCCCCACCCCCACCCCCCGCCUUCCGGGAGAGGCAGGAGGGAGACAAACAGGGCACCCGCUCUCCCUUUCUCCGGAUCCCUCACCGAAUCCCCCGGCGCCCCUCCGCGCGCCGCCUGCAGGGCGAGGGCGCGGGGCCGAGGCGCGCAGCAUGGAGUGGGGUUACCUGUUGGAAGUGACCUCUUUGCUGGCCGCCUUGGCGCUGUUGCAGCGCUCGAGCGGUGCGGCGGCUGCCUCGGCCAAGGAGCUGGCGUGCCAAGAGAUCACCGUGCCGCUGUGCAAGGGCAUCGGCUACAACUACACGUACAUGCCCAACCAGUUCAACCACGACACGCAGGACGAGGCGGGCCUUGAGGUGCACCAGUUCUGGCCGCUAGUAGAGAUCCAGUGCUCGCCCGACCUCAAGUUCUUCCUGUGCAGCAUGUACACGCCCAUCUGCCUGGAGGACUACAAGAAGCCCCUGCCACCCUGUCGCUCGGUCUGCGAGCGCGCCAAGGCCGGCUGCGCACCCCUCAUGCGCCAGUACGGCUUCGCCUGGCCCGACCGCAUGCGCUGCGACCGGCUGCCGGAACAGGGCAACCCCGACACGCUGUGCAUGGACUACAACCGCACAGACCUCACCACUGCCGCACCCAGUCCGCCGCGCCGCCUGCCGCCGCCGCCUCCGGGUGAGCAGCCGCCUUCCGGCAGCGGCCACGGCCGUGGUGGGGGCCUGGGGGCCGGUGGGGGCGGGGGCCCGGGCGGUGGGGCGGGAUCCCUCUACAGCGACGUCAGCACCGGCCUGACGUGGCGAUCUGGCACGGCCAGCUCCGUGUCUUAUCCAAAGCAGAUGCCAUUGUCCCAGGUCUGA
This is a messenger RNA of Suricata suricatta (meerkat), 1586 nucleotides long. RefSeq names its product frizzled class receptor 8 (gene FZD8). Gene Ontology annotation, molecular function: Wnt-protein binding; Wnt receptor activity. NCBI's taxonomy places the organism in Eukaryota, Metazoa, Chordata, Mammalia, Carnivora, Herpestidae. Gene Ontology annotation, biological process: canonical Wnt signaling pathway; non-canonical Wnt signaling pathway. The transcript is spliced from 2 exons. The record is from RefSeq and is a predicted model, not a curated record. Gene Ontology annotation, cellular component: plasma membrane. Bases 888 to 1586 code for a protein of 232 amino acids.